This is a messenger RNA of Petromyzon marinus (sea lamprey), 1216 nucleotides long. RefSeq names its product EKC/KEOPS complex subunit LAGE3. NCBI's taxonomy places the organism in Eukaryota, Metazoa, Chordata, Hyperoartia, Petromyzontiformes, Petromyzontidae. Gene Ontology annotation, cellular component: EKC/KEOPS complex. The record is from RefSeq and is a predicted model, not a curated record.
UCCGUCCCCCCCCCCCCCCCAGAAAACCGCUGUGGGUCUUUGGUUCCGGCUUCCGUCUGAGUUCCGGGCCGCACGUGGAAAGGCGGCGCUGCUCCAGGUCUUCGCGCACCCCGCUUCGGACCUCCCGCGGGGGUCCCCACCCCCGACACGAUGGGCGAGCAGCCGCUGGGCUUCGAGCUGGAGGUGCCGUUCCCCUCGGCACGCGAGGCGCGCAUCGCCUGGGCGGCCCUGAGCGCAGACCCCGAGCCGCGCGGCCGCGGCAUCUCCCGCGUGGAGGAGCUGCGCCUUGGAGGGGGCACCCUGGGCGUCCGCUGGAGCGCUGCAGAGGCGCGGAUCUUGCGCGUCUCCGUCUCCUCGUACCUUGAUCAUCUCGGCCUCGUGCUGCGUACCAUGGACGCGUUCGGCCCACCCCAGCCUGGAUCGGCCCAAAACAACUCGGCCUAGCGCGGGGCUCCCACAACCACUCGCAAGCUCACCCGUCUUGCCUGCCGGCCCAGGAAUCGCCCUGGGACGUUCCACCUGGGCUGGGAAUCUGCGUACUCCACCACCACCAUACUCUGUUGACUUAGCCCCUCCCUGUUCCAUCUCCCCCUCGCUUCCCCACCGUCCUUUAUCACUCGAAAGAUUUUCGUUUACAAAAUAUUGCACGUAGACAUGGGUGAGGUUAUGUGAUCCCAAGGCAACAUAAUACAGGGUGACCCAGUUAUAGACAUCCCGCUAAAAUAGGAAGGUUUUAUAGAGAUGAUCAUCUCAAAAUCUCGACACGUCUCACCUAUCUCCAUCAAUGCUACCACUUUCCUACUCUGUUCAACCGUAACAGCUUCCUUCCACAAUAUUUAGUCACCAGUUGAGAAGAGGGAUCAUUAGAAACAAUGGGGUAGCUAUGAAUGGAUCACCAUGUAAUUCUUUUUUGCACUGGCCUGGUUCACUCAAGCAGAGUGGUCAUGGAAACAUCGCCCAGACUUAAUGCAGUCCAAGUCGAGAUAGUCCACGCCGGUCCAUAUAAACCUUAGCCCCGCAGUCUAACUACUUUAUCACAGAUUAGCCCAGCCACACCCGGCAGACAGAGUGACCUCCGCUCAACGCCCAGUUAAACACAAGUAGCACAUGGGGGUGCGAUUGUCAGGUUUAAACGUCUCCAUGUUUCACAGCUGGGAUGUGUGCGUGUGUGACCGACGAAUUUAAAUAAAUGACGUGGGCGUUACACGUGAAUCUG